AUGAAGAUCACGCGUGUAGGCAUGUAUGUGAACGUGGCCAUGGCGGCGACCAAGGGCGCUGUAGGGUUGGCGAUCCACUCCAAUGCAUUGAUCGCUGACGCGGCGCAUUCGCUGUCUGACUUGCUGUCGGAUGUGGUUACGCUCUGGAGUGUCAAAGUGGCGAGACUUCCGCCUGACCCGAAGCAUCCCUAUGGAUAUGGCAAGUACGAGGCGGUUGGGUCGCUCUCGGUUGGAGCCAUCUUGGUGCUGUGUGGACUUGGCAUUGGUGCCGAUGGAUUUCAGGCUAUACAGGAGAUUUGGAACGGCACUGGUGCUUCGAGUCUACCGGAAUUCACCUUACCAUUCCUAUCAGAUAUUGAUCGAAGCACGCAGUGGGCACUUGCGGCGGGUGCUGCGGGUGUAUCUAUCGCAGCAAAAGAAGCUCUGUUUCACGCAACAGUGAAAAUCGGCAAGCAGGCAAACAGCAAGGUACUCAUUGCAAAUGCGUGGCAUCAUCGCACGGACGCUAUUUCUUCUGUUGUGGCCCUUGGUGGCAUUAUCGGCUCGAUGGCAGGGGUGCCUCUCCUCGAUCCAGUUGCUGGUAUGGCCGUGGCUGCGAUGAUCGUCAAGACCGGUGGCGACAUCUGCCUGGACAGGCAUGUAUCUGUUCAAGAGCUCACCGAUAACACUGUCGAGGCCGAGGUACUCGAAACGCUGAAGGAGGUGUCUGCUGGUGUAGAUGAUGUAUUGCAUGUAUCACAAGUUCGGGCUCGUAGAAUGGGACCGUAUACACUAGUGGACUUGCGUGUUCAUCUCCAUGCGCGGACGAGUAUUUCGAUGGCUCAACAGAUCUCGGAGCGAGUGCGAUCUCACAUCUUACACGAGGUCCCCGACGUGACCGAGGUGCUGGUGCAUAUUGACGUUCAAUUCGUGAGCAAGAAGAACUUCCGUCCGUACAGAGAGAUCAAAAACGACAUCAGCUACGCGCUUGCCACCAUUCCCAAGAUCACCGGAACCACGCACAUUAAUACACAUUGGUUGCCACACUUGGGCGGUCGAGACACGGCCGUCGACGUCACCAUCGUCGUCCAACCAGACCUGAAAGUUGGCGGUGCUCACGCUGUCGCGAAGAAAGCCAGGAAGUAUGUGCGCUUGCUAGCUAUCGAAGCCAUCCCGUACAUUGUCGAGGCCGACAUCCAUCUAGAGCUGCAAGACGAUGACGGCGAGCCGUAG
Phytophthora infestans T30-4 is the source of this 1212-nucleotide messenger RNA. RefSeq names its product Cation Diffusion Facilitator (CDF) Family. Bases 1 to 1212 code for a protein of 403 amino acids. Gene Ontology annotation, biological process: transmembrane transport; monoatomic cation transport. Gene Ontology annotation, molecular function: monoatomic cation transmembrane transporter activity. Lineage: Eukaryota; Oomycota; Peronosporomycetes; Peronosporales; Peronosporaceae. Gene Ontology annotation, cellular component: membrane. The transcript has 11 exons. The record is from RefSeq and is a predicted model, not a curated record.